AUGGUGGAAAGAGGGCCCGAUCAGUGGCUAGAGAAAAUAAAAAAAUGCCAAUCGCUCACAGAAAGUGAAAUGAAGCAACUUUGCGAGAUGGUGAAGGAGCUUUUGAUGGAAGAAUCAAACAUUCAGCCCGUGCAGACGCCCGUCACGGUGUGUGGGGACAUUCACGGCCAGUUUCAUGACCUCUUGGAGCUGUUUCGAACCGCAGGCGGAUUUCCAGACGAGAUCAACUACAUUUUUCUCGGCGACUACGUGGACCGUGGCUACUACAGUCUUGAAACCUUCACGCUGCUGAUGUGUCUGAAAGUUAAAUACCCGGCUCGUCUGACGUUGGUGCGAGGAAAUCAUGAGUCUCGUCAAAUCACACAGGUUUACGGGUUCUACGAGGAAUGUUUAAACAAAUACGGGUCUACCACGGUGUGGAAAUACUGCUGCCAGGUGUUUGACUUUCUAACGCUGGCGGCAAUCAUCGACGGCAAAAUAUUGUGUGUGCAUGGGGGUCUGUCACCGGAAAUACGCAUGCUGGACCAAAUUCGGGUGCUGUCAAGAGCACAGGAGGUUCCGCACGAGGGUGGCUUUUCGGAUCUGUUAUGGAGUGAUCCAGAUAACGUGGAGGCAUGGCAGGUUUCGCCGCGUGGAGCCGGCUGGCUCUUUGGGAGCAAAGUGGCACGCGAAUUCAAUCAUGUUAACGGGCUUAAUCUCAUAGCAAGAGCGCAUCAGUUAGUAAUGGAAGGAUUCAAGUACCAUUUUCCGGAAAAGGAUGUGGUCACGGUGUGGUCUGCGCCCAACUAUUGUUAUCGGUGUGGGAAUGUGGCGAGCGUAAUGAAGGUGGACGAGGAUCUCGAGCCCUCUUUCAAGAUAUUCUCUGCCGUUCCUGACGAUUACAUCCAGGAAAACAAUCACAGCAAUCAGCGCGGUGGCUAUUUCUUGUAG
Lachancea sp. 'fantastica' is the source of this 930-nucleotide messenger RNA. The record is from the annotation of a GenBank genome assembly. NCBI's taxonomy places the organism in Eukaryota, Fungi, Ascomycota, Saccharomycetes, Saccharomycetales, Saccharomycetaceae.